Molecule: messenger RNA, 1699 nt
Organism: Antechinus flavipes (yellow-footed antechinus)
Lineage: Eukaryota; Metazoa; Chordata; Mammalia; Dasyuromorphia; Dasyuridae
Gene: FAM227B
Product: family with sequence similarity 227 member B
Exons: 15
Coding region: 1-1608 (535 amino acids)
Source: RefSeq, a predicted model, not a curated record
AUGGAGGAACCCCCGAUAACCAUUGAAGACUUCUUAAAGGCUCAAAAUAUAGAUGAAUGGCCAAAAUCUACUCAUUUUAGAUAUGACGCUUAUACAUCUUCACUAGCUGUCAAGAGUUUACGAGAUGCCUGUUCACUUGAUUCAAUUCAUAAAUACUUAUGUGACAAUGUUACUACGAAACAUAAAGCUCUCCUAGAAAUGGAAUUUAGGAUGAAGGAUUUAUUUGAUGAUUUUCAUGCACAUGCCUCCCUAUUCUUACAUUAUAUGGAAAACACUGCUUUGGAAGCUCAUACUAGGAAGUUGGAGAAAUUAAGGAAAAUGAUAGAAAAAAAAAGGAAGAAAACAGUAUUUUGGUAUCCAUAUGAUAUAACUAAAAAGAAGACUGUACAGAAUUUUACCUUUUUAGGUUUCAGAGUAAACAUGCCUUCAAAACUACCCAGACAUUUGACAGCUUCUGAAAUUUAUCUUUAUGUUUUAAAAACCCAGAAGCUUGAUGCAAAGAGUUUUAAAAUUUGGUCAUCUUUGCUGCUCACAGACUCAUCUCUUACUCUCUUGCAAGAUGCCUUUUGGUGGUGGUUUCUCUAUAAAUACAAGCAUAAUCAACAUGAUGAAGAUCUCUUGUUUGAUAGGAUUUCAGAAAGCUUUGUGUCAGUUAUCAUGAAAGCCCCCAACUAUAGAAAAGACACUUUUUAUAAGCUUUAUCCCAACUGUGUGGCACAAGCCAUCUAUACAAUAUUCCAAGAAGCAUUUCCAGACUCCUCUCAUCUAUUUAAUGAUGCAUUUAAAGACGAACUAGUGAUGACUAUUUUUCAGUGGAUGACAGGUAUAAAACCUCCAAAAGGCAUUUGGAAUCAAUGGAAUCUUGGUACAUUAGAAGAAAUCACAAUCCAUGGUAACAUAAAAAGGCUUGAACAAAUUCACAAAGAAAGUUCUAUAGAAACAGAAGCUACAAUUAAACAUUUGGAAUUUGACUUGGACAGACUAAUACAUGAAGCCCAAAAUUCACUGCUUCCAGUAUCUGAACUAGCGCCAAGUAUACCAAGAAAGUCUCAUGUUUUGGGCCAUGGUACAGAAUUUUGCCAUGUUCUCUUCAGAAUUGGAGGUCAGAGUCCUCUGGUAGCAUAUUAUCUGAAGAUGCAUAAUAUUGCAAUAAUUCCAAUAGUCCCCUAUUCUUACAAGAUUCACAUGACUCAAGUUUUUCGAUGGCCGACAGAUCUGAUGCCAACAUAUCGUGAUGCUAUAGCAGAAAGCAAAAAAAUAUUGGCCAGAAACAAAGCUGCUUAUAAAGUAAAAUUCAAAACUAUUAGAGAAGAAAUAAAAUCACUUAAAAAUAAGCAACUGGAAUUGAACAAGAACUUUCUAAGACUGAAAAACAAAGCCCGACGGAAACCAGAGAAAGCUAUGAGUGAUUGUCUAAAAUAUUUAGAAAAACUGCGUCAAGAACAAAGACCAGAAAAUUAUGAGUUAACUAGAUCACCAUCAUCUGUUGCUGCCGCCACCGUAGCCACAAUCCCUGCUUUGGCUUAUCUACCUUCCUGUCGUGUUAUUCAUUAUCCUGAAGAUGAAAAACUUAAGCUUCAACAUGAAAAAGAGCCAGUUAAUCCAUAGUAAUAAAUGUGUAUGUACAUACCCUGAGAAAAAGCUCAACCAUUUCAUGGCCUCAGUUUAAUUAUAAUAAUAAAUUUUACUGACUUUUCAA